AUGUCGCAAACUAGAGCUGGAAUCAGUGGAGGUACCGUUUCGAAGAUUAUCAGGGACGCGAGCAAUGGGGAUAUUCGUCCAAAUGGCUGGGAAAGAAACAUUCCGACAAAGGCUUCCGGCUUUGCUCAAUCCUACGAUAUCGACGUUGAAGUCGAAACGACUCAAACCAUCCACAUUACUGGUGUCCAAAUUGUCCAAUCUGAAGUGACCAUCGUCGAAGAAGGCCGUCCAUAG
Messenger RNA from Oikopleura dioica, 234 nucleotides. The record is from the annotation of a GenBank genome assembly. Lineage: Eukaryota; Metazoa; Chordata; Appendicularia; Copelata; Oikopleuridae.